AUGGCGUCAACGCAGGACGCUUGGUAUAUUUCAUUACUUGGUUUAGCGGAACAUUUCCGUACAUCAAAUCCUCCUGACAUAAAAAGUUGUAUUCAGUGCCUUCAAGCCGUAUUUAAUUUCAAACCACCGCAAAGGGUCGAGGCCAGAACACAUUUACAACUCGGGAAUAUCCUUUUGACACACACUAAAAACAUCGACUUGGCGAGAACGCAUUUGGAACAGAGUUGGUGUUUAUCUCAGACUAUCAAUGGUUUCGACGAUGUCAAAUUCGAAGCAGCAAGUGUCCUAGCUGAGCUUUUUGAACAACAGGGUCAACCAACACAUUCUAAACCCAUAUUACGAAAAGCUAUUGAGUUAUCACAACAUAGUGUUUACUGGCACUGCAGGCUAAUAUUCCAAUUGGCACAAAUCCAUGCAACAGAAAGAGAAUACGAAGUAGCAAGUAGUUUACUGGGUGUAGGUGUGGAUUAUGCUCAGAUUUCCAAUGCAGCAUAUACAAGAGUAUUAUUCCUGCUGAGUAGAGUUAUGUUAUUGUUAAUAGAUAAAAAAAUCCAGGAAGUGUUACCAUUACUGAACCAGGCUGGACACCUAGUGGAAACUUGGGCGGGCAGCCUUCAUCAAAAAGAGUACCUUAAAGUCUUCUUCCUUGUGUUGCAGGUAUGUCAUUAUUUAAUGGCUGGACAAGUGAAGAGUGUGAAGCCAUGCCUUAAACAGUUGCAGCAGAGCAUUCAGACGAUUAUGGCGCCUACAUGGCCAGACGAUGAUGCAGUGUGCGGCAGCGCGGCGGGGGAGUCGUUCGUGUGGCUGUCGCGCCAGCAGCUGUACGUGCUGGUGUACCUGGUGACGGUGAUGCACUCCGCGCAGGCCGGCUACAUGGACAAGGCGCACAAGUACACAGAGAAGGCGCUGGCGCAGAUAGACAAGCUCACUUCGAGCGAGGAGAGCUGCGCGGGCGGCGCGGGGGGCGCGGGGGGCGCGGGCGGCGUGCGCGGCGGCGCCACGCUGGCGUGGCGGCUGCGCAUGGCGCUGCUGGAGCACGCCGCGCUGUGCCGCCUCGUGGCGGGCGGCAAGGCGCAGGCGCUGCACGAGAUCGCGCGCGCCGCACACCUGCUCAACUCGGCGCCCAACCCGAGCACGGCGGCGCUGCACACGCCGCAGCUGCACUGCCUGCUCGGCCUCUACGCCAUGUCCAUGAACUGCAUGGAGGCGGCCGAGGCGCAGUUCCACACCGCCAUACAUAUGUCACAAGAAAGGGACUUAUGGAUGUUCGCAAAACUUAAUUUGGCUAUUGUGUAUUUACGAGGGCGGAGAGACAACGACUUAGCACAACUCAUGGAACAGGUGCGGCCGGAGGCGCUACCUGCGUACGCGCACGGCCUGCGCGCCGCCUCGUACUACGUGCUGGGCCUGCAGGCGUUCUUCCAGGCGCGCUAUAAUGAGGCCAAACGGUACCUCAGAGAGACACUGAAGAUGGCCAACGCGGAGGACUUGAACCGACUGACUUCGUGCUCGCUGGUGCUGCUCGGACACAUCUUCCUCUCCAUCAACAACUCGCGCGAGAGCAUGAACAUGGUGACGCCCGCCAUGCAGCUCGCCAGCAAGAUACCCGACGUGCAUGUGCAGCUGUGGGCCAGUGCUAUACUUAAAGACCUGUACAGGCUAGCGGGGGAUACGGAGCGCGAGAACGAAGCGUACCAAAUGCAUUGCAACUUCUCCCAAGCCCUGCUCAAGGACCACUUCCAAGCCACGCAGCUGCCGCAGCACGCGCUCGUACACUGGACGAGCGGGCCGCCGCCCGCGCUGCCGCCGCCGCCCGGCAACACCGGCACA
Molecule: messenger RNA, 1830 nt
Organism: Brenthis ino (lesser marbled fritillary)
Lineage: Eukaryota; Metazoa; Arthropoda; Insecta; Lepidoptera; Nymphalidae
Source: the annotation of a GenBank genome assembly